AGGAAGCAUAAAAAAGAACCAGUCAGAAGUGAAGACUACACUAACCAAAAUGAAGAAUAUUUCACAAUGAAUCAACAGUAGGGUAGAAGAAUCUGAGAAUAAAGUCUGCAAUUUGGAUAUGAGGAAGCAAAAAACACCCAAUCAGAAGAGCAAAAAGAAAGAAGAAUUGCCCAGUGACUGAGCUGCCCCAAGGACUCAGCAACUUUCCCCUUGAGUCCCCCUUACUUUCCGAUGAUCUGUCCCUGCUGCCUGUCUUCUCCUGCCACAGCCUUCCACAGGCCAUUUCCACCAAGGGAAAGGAAUCAUAUGGUAUGUCUGCUAUCCAGAACCUCCACUCUUUUGACCUCUUUGCUGAUGCAAGUAAGGGUGGUGAUCUGCUUCCCGCUGGCACUGAGGGUUAUAUCCAUAGAAGAAUUCAACAGAGAAACGGCAGGAAGACCCUUACUACUGUCCAAGGGGUCAUUGAUAAUUAUGAUAAAAAGAAACUCGUGAAGGCCUUUAAGAAGGCCUGAAAUGCUGUAAUUGAGCAUCUAAAAUACAGAGAAGUAAUUCAGCUGCGGGGUGACCAGAGCAAGAACAUAUGCAAAUUCGUUAGAGAGGUUGGACUGGCUAAGGAAGACCAGCUGAAGGUUCAUGGGUUUUAAGUACUUUGGGCUCACUGAAGCUUAAGUGAGGAUUUCUUUGCAAUGAGUAGAAUUUCCCUUC
Myotis daubentonii (Daubenton's bat) is the source of this 705-nucleotide messenger RNA. Its product is annotated as eukaryotic translation initiation factor 1-like. The record is from RefSeq and is a predicted model, not a curated record. Lineage: Eukaryota; Metazoa; Chordata; Mammalia; Chiroptera; Vespertilionidae.